Biomphalaria glabrata is the source of this 3015-nucleotide messenger RNA. RefSeq names its product cephalotocin receptor 1-like. Gene Ontology annotation, molecular function: vasopressin receptor activity; peptide binding. Gene Ontology annotation, biological process: G protein-coupled receptor signaling pathway. NCBI's taxonomy places the organism in Eukaryota, Metazoa, Mollusca, Gastropoda, Planorbidae. Gene Ontology annotation, cellular component: membrane. The record is from RefSeq and is a predicted model, not a curated record. The coding region runs from base 977 to 2383 and encodes 468 amino acids. The transcript is spliced from 9 exons.
ACCAGCGCGCGAUUCUCCCUUCCCUCCCUUGUGAAUUGUUUCCUGGCCCUGUAGUCGACCAUUGGAAAAUUUCCACUAUGUACUUGCAUGCCUUAGAUCAACGCCCGUCCUUUAAUUCUGCCCCUGGACACUGAGGAGGGGGGUUUAAUUUCUAUCGCGGUACUCCUGUGUGUAUUAGAGGAUUACACUCUAAGAAAAGGUCAAAUAUCCCUAAAUGUUUUCUUAGUAUGCAGAGUUGUAGGCCUAUAUAUAAAACAAUAAUUCUAAAAGAAAAACAGGGAUUUUUUUAAACUGAUGUAUCCUAAAUGAAUUACCUCUUAAUCGCUUCGAUUGUUAUCAACCUGAUAAUAAUCAAAACAAAACAUUCUUCCAAAGAAAACUUAUUUAGAUGAGACACAAUUUUUGUUUUCGCUUGGAAUUUGAACUAGAUCAAUGUAAUAGCUCAUACGAUGACUUUCUCCUGUGCCACAAAGUAAGACAAAAUGCAGCGUGUUUACAGUAAACAUUCCUAUUCAUUUGAUUCAUAAGAAAGACAUGAACAAAUAUAUGUGCGUGUCGAAAAUAAAGUUCUAGGCAAUUGUUGCAAUAUUCAUAAAUAAUUGUUUAAAAUGAUUGACUUGAAAACCAUAAAGACAUUACUACAACAAUCGGAAAAGUUGUGAUUAGUACUUGAUAAGAAAACAGUGAUCGACUUUUCUCUUGGCUAAUGUGAAGUGGGAAAGUUUUCAAUUAUACAUCAAAGGAGUAUAGUUAUCUAACAGCCCAGAGAAUUGAUUGAUAUCAAUAUUCAAUAGCUGUUCUAAUUCCAGGUAAUUUAUUGAUCAUGUCAUCAAAAUGGCAUCAAAGGCAACAUACUGAACUUCAAUAGCCAUUACUGCUUUUUUAAAGACUGAUUGCAAGACAUUGUGCCUGACACGUCAUCAGGUUCUCUAAGUGAUAUUAAAACUAUCUUAAGCAACACAUUAAAGAGACAGCAAUGGAGAUGGAGCUCGAUCUGUCCGGCUGGAACAUUCCGGUGCCCACCAAGAGGUCAGUGAGCCAAAGCGAGGUUAACAGUCUCCUGGACUACGAUGUGAACACGGUGAAGUCAAUCAACAUGUCCCUGUGGGGCAACUCGUCUCUGAACGGGACCAACUCCAGCCAGGUCAGCUAUAUGGCCGAUAUCAACCGUGACUUACAGAAGGUGGAAAUAGCCGUUCUGGCAACUAUUCUCUACAUGGCGUUGUUCGGUAAUGGCGUGGUCCUUCUGGUUCUACGGUUACGACCUCAGAAGUUAUCCCGCAUGCAGUGGUUCAUCGCCCACCUGGCUUUCGCGGACAUUUUCGUUGCUCUGUUCAACGUCCUGCCGCAGCUGAUUCAUGACGUCACUUCCGUCUUCCUAGCAGACGACAUUACGUGCAAAUUUGUCAGAUACAUGCAGGUGAUAGCCAUGUACGUGUCUUCCUACGUAUUGGUGAUGGCCGCUGUGGAUAGGUACCUGUCUAUAUGUCAUCCCCUGGCCAGCCAGACCAUGUCUCCUAAGAGAGUUCACCUGAUGAUCGCCCUGGCCUGGUUCCUCUCCCUGCUCUACGCCCUCCCCCAGGUGUUUAUUUUCUCUCUCCAGUCCGUGGGACCAGGAGAAUACGACUGUCUAACAACGUUUGAGCCAGAAUGGGGCCUGAAGGCGUACAUCACCUGGGUCUUCGUCUCCGACUACGUCAUACCUUUCAUCAUCCUGGCCUUUUGCUACGGACGUAUCUGUCACGUGGUCUGGGUCAGCGUCGGGUCGAAGGAGUCGGCAUCUUACAGAUCCAUGGGCAAUAACUCCAACGACAACUCUAAGCACAUCAAAAUGAGAAUCUCCUUCAACCGAAGGAAUGACAGCUCACCUUACUUGUCCCGAGAUCGCCCCGACACCUCGUCCCUUGUGGUCAACAGCGCUGAGCACUCCAAAAAGCCACGGGGUCACCAAAGGGGAGUGUCCAAAUCCAAGAUGAAGACCAUCAAGUUGACCUUGACAGUGGUGCUCUGCUACCUCGUCUGCUGGGCGCCAUUCUUCUUGGUGAAUAUGAUCAACGCUUUUGACAAUGACUCGAGCAUUGAACAUCCAGUUACUGUUGUGUGCAUGCUAUUGGCUUCCCUCAACAGCUGCACCAACCCGUGGAUCUACAUGGCCUUCUCGGGCCGCCCCUGCCAGAGAGCCUACCAGCAGAGGAAUAUCUCCAGGAGUUGGGCUCCUUCCACGCAUAUAACCUCCGCCGCAGACAGUGGAGAAUCCAAGACCAGGUCCUCUAUGAUUGACUUGACCCACGGGAGACAGUCCGUAAGAAACGGAAGCAGCAACGGCUACCUGAACGGAGCUGUGCGGCACGCGGACAAAAUGUCCAACUGCAGCAAAUGCUGAAGAAAAAACGUGGUUCUGAAAAAUAAACAUUUUUACUUGAAACGUUCAGGCAUCAUCUAUCGCGAUAGCUGUGUGCAAUGGAUAAUAGAAUCAAUGAAACGUCUCAGUAAUUAUCGAGAAGGAUUCAACACUUACCUGAUGCUGGGCUACCUUUUCUAUUGAAAGAAAGGUUUUCCUCACCUAAAUACUACAGGCGGCUUCAUGGCUCUAAUGACUCCCUGCUAGAUGGUGAAGUCUUUUCUUCGCAUAGUUUACUACUUUUGAUUUUGGCUUUUAUAGAAUUCUAGUGAUUUUUAUGGAAGGAUAACGAGUCAAUAUAGACUACUGGAAAUAAUGUUACAUUCAACGACAUUAUUGGAGAUCAUCAUAAGUGUAGUCACCAUCAGUUUGAACAGUGACUAUGAGCUAGUUUUCUUUCUAAACUCAAAUACUUUUGUAUGGACGCCUGCGCCAUAGAUUCUAGACAUUUGUGGAAAAUAAACAAAAAUGUGCUAAUUCUGGCAAAAAAAGACAUAUUUGAGAUUGAUGUGAUAUCGUGGUUUGAUACCCUUGUGGAAAUCGCUAAUAGGUUCAACUUAGCUGCUUUGAAUUCUAAAGAAUCUUUGCCAAGUGAUUUCCGAAAUUUUCAGCUG